Messenger RNA from Adelges cooleyi (spruce gall adelgid), 2181 nucleotides. RefSeq names its product nucleolar protein 58 (gene nop5). Bases 193 to 2016 code for a protein of 607 amino acids. The record is from RefSeq and is a predicted model, not a curated record. NCBI's taxonomy places the organism in Eukaryota, Metazoa, Arthropoda, Insecta, Hemiptera, Adelgidae. The transcript is spliced from 15 exons. Gene Ontology annotation, molecular function: snoRNA binding. Gene Ontology annotation, cellular component: small-subunit processome; box C/D methylation guide snoRNP complex.
GUGAAACUCGUGUGGAUUGUGGAGGAGGGCUGUUUAAAAUCAAACCAAACACGUGCGUGUAUCACUGUCUCGGCAAAUACGUUUGUGUAUUAUUAUUUCUAAUGUAAUCGGUUUAAUUUGUAAUUUUUUUUUACUCAAGUAAUUUGUUUUGCAUGGUUUUCAUCUAUUGACUUUCUUCAUAAUAUAUUCAUUAUGUUGGUUUUAUUCGAGACGUCGGCUGGAUACGCUAUAUUCAAACUAUUGGACGAAAAGAAACUGAAGAACGUCCCUGACCUCUACACGUAUUUCGAGUCACCAGAAGAAUCUAGUAAAAUUGUCAAGUUAAAACAUUUUCAAAAAUUUGAAGAUACUACUGAAGCAUUGGCGUCGGUAGCAUCUUUGAUUGAAGGAAAAUUAUGUAAAUCAUUAAAAAAGGUUAUCAAAACUCACGUUAGCAGCAGUGAUUCGUUAAUGGUAGCAGAUCCAAAAUUAGGUUCUGCUAUUAAAGAAAAGUUUAAUAUUAGCUGUGUUUCCAGUUCUGCAGCUGCAGACUUGUUACGAUGCAUUCGUUCACAAUUCGAAAAUUUAUUAGUAGGUCUUCCGAAGAAAGACCUUACUGCUAUGUCUUUAGGUCUUGCUCAUAGUUUGUCUCGUUAUAAACUUAAAUUUAGUCCAGACAAGAUAGAUACAAUGAUUGUACAAGCUAUUGGUCUAUUGGACGAAUUAGAUAAAGAAGUAAAUAAUUAUAUAAUGAGAUGUAGAGAAUGGUAUGGUUGGCAUUUCCCAGAACUUGGAAAGAUUCUUACUGAUAAUUUAGAAUAUGUUAAGACAAUCAAAACUCUCGGUAUGAGAGAAAACGCUAAAUCAAUCGAUUUAUCAGAAAUUUUAACCCCUGCUUUGGAAGAUCAAGUUAAGACUGCUGCAGAAAUAUCGAUGGGAACUGAAAUUGCCGACGACGACAUCCAACAUAUAGUACAAAUGUGUGAUGAGAUAUUAGAUAUUUCAACUUACCGAACAUCCCUUUCGGAUUAUUUAAAAUCUCGAAUGAUGGCUGUAGCUCCCAAUGUAACUGUACUUCUUGGUGACCUGGUUGGUGCUCGAAUGUUAGCUCAAGGAGGUUCGUUGGUGAAUGUAGCUAAAAUGCCUGCAUCUACAAUUCAGCUUUGUGGUGCUGAAAAAGCUUUGUUUAGAGCCUUGAAAAAGAAACACGAUACUCCUAAGUAUGGUCUUAUAUAUCAUUCCAGUUUGGUGGGUCGCGCAACUGCAAAAGUUAAAGGCAGAAUGUCUCGUAUGUUGGCUGCAAAAGUUGCACUUGCCGCUCGUUUCGAUGCUUUUGGUGAGUCGGACACCAUCAGUAUGGAUUUAGGUACAAAUCAUUUGGCUAAUUUAGAGUACAAACUACGCCUCAUGGAGGAAGGGUCUAUGACUAGGAUAAGUGGAACUGCUAAAGCAAAAGCUAAAUUCGAAAAAUACCAAGUGAAAAGGGAAGUUGUUCAAUAUCAAACUGCUGCUGAUUCUACCAUACCUAGUAAACGUAAGAUAGAAGAAACUGGAAUAAAACAAGAAUAUGAAGACAAUUUAACAUUAAAAGAAAUUAAACAAGAAACUGAAGAAACUCCACAACCUCCUAAAAAGAAGAAGAAGAAAAACAAGGACCAAGCUAACGGUGAUUCAUUUAUUGAAAAUGGUGAUACUACAUUGAAAAGUGAACAAAAUUCAAUGGUUGCUGAAGAGCAAACUCCGAAAGAUAAAAAGAAGAAGAAGAAGAGGGAAUCUGAAUUAAUGGAAGUAGAAGACACAAGUAUUGUUGAAAAUGAACCUCUGAAAAAGAAAAAAAAGAAGAAGGAUAAUAGUGACAACAAUGAUUCUGUUGUUGUUGCUGAUUCUUCAAUUAAUGAGUCUGUUGCUGAGUCGGGCAAAAAGAAAAAGAAAAAGAAUAAAAAUCAAGUGGAAGAAUCUACGAGUAUUGAAGAAGCCGUAGUGGAAGAAGUAGUGGAGAAGAAGAAAAAGAAAAAAAAGUCUAAAGGUGCAGAGUAAAAAAUUAUGUUAAAUUUAAAGCUCUUGAUAUUGUGUCGAUUAUUGCAAAUUAAGAAUUAUCUUAAUUGUUUAUUUUUAUUUUUGUUUACCUGAGUCUAAAUGAAAUUAGACUAUACAUUUAAUACAAAAUAAAUUGACUACAUUCGUAUGUUACACACAUUUUAA